Molecule: messenger RNA, 2606 nt
Organism: Corticium candelabrum
Lineage: Eukaryota; Metazoa; Porifera; Homoscleromorpha; Homosclerophorida; Plakinidae
Exons: 4
Coding region: 1577-2551 (324 amino acids)
Source: RefSeq, a predicted model, not a curated record
CGCGGUUUAGGUAUCUGACUUUGGUGUGAAGUCGCGUCCGGGAAUCGGCAUUUGUACUGUUCUAACAAAAACCAUCGGUGGCGCAGGCGAAAUGGAGAAGAAUUUCGUCUUCUCCGGGUUUUGCGAAUGAUAUCCUUCGGUCAGGUAUACGAGUAACAAGUGUAGCUUUGCCCUAUUACAACACCGAAGUUGUACCGUCUUAGAUUGGCUGAAGCUAUGUUGAGGUUAGCUACUGUAUUAGCAGCUUCAAAGCAUGUAAUGACAAAGGUGUUCUUCACUGAGUUGACUGAUGCAACAUUUGCUAUCUGCACAGCUAGCUUGAAAGUCCCACCCUUGUCUCCACCAACCUUAAUCCACACUUCAUCAGCAGGAAUGGCAUUGUCAUGCCACACUAAUGCAUCAGCUCUGGAGAAAAAACAGUAUUUAUGAUAAGUUUUUGAGUAAGGUCUAAAUCACACAUGAUUCAAACUGGUCGAGAAGUGAGUGGACUACAGAUUUGAGUAAAGAUAUGUAAAUACAUGCACACACAAUAAUUGUUCCUCAUCUUCUCCCCCAAAUGACAUCUCCACAAAACAUAAAGCGUUUCCCUUUUAAACCCCCCUCCCCCACGUACACACACAAAAGGUUUCAGAUCUAGAAGCCACAUUCAUAUCACACACUGAUCCACACGCAGACUAUGAAGGAAAAAUUCAAGAACACGGGACCGUAACCAGAAACACGGGUCCACCGUUUGCCUUCGGCCCGUGUACUUGAACUGGUUCCACGUAGUUGAACACGCGACCCCGUAUACUUUUAUCACGAGUCCCGUAUUUAUGAACCUCGUGAGCCUGUCUUCUUGCAUGGCAUGUUAUUUGAAUGCGAGCACCGCGUUCUUGAUUCUACAAACGGCUCCUACUAGGCAUCGGUCCCGUCAUCUUGAACAAGCACCGCUUUAUUGAAUACACUGGAAACGGCCUCUACUAGGCAUCGGUCCCAUCAUCUUGAACGAGCACUGGGUUUUUAAAUAGUAUUAUCUACCUAGACGGCCUCUACACUAGGCAUCGGUCCCGUCAUCUUGAACGACCACCGCGUUCUUGAAUUCUAUUUUCUACAUACUUUUCACACGGUCCCAUCAUCUUGAACGUACAGCUACAUUGCAAAACACGCACAAACAGAAUUGGAGGCAAAAGGUGACCGCGAGAGAAAAGACAAAACAUGGAUGAUAGUCAAGUGCUACGCAUGCGCAUUACAAACCACUGUAGCACAGGCGCACAAACCCGACUAGAGUUAAUGGUGUGACCGUGAGAACUGGAUCCAAACUAAAUCAAAACAAACGAAAGAGUUAGGUAGUCCGUUCAGGUCCGCACAUGUGCACGAGCCUACAGUUAGCUAACAAAACACGCACAAACAAAUUGGAUGCGAGAGGUGUGACCAUCAGAAAUGUGUGACUGUGAGAAAUGGAUCGAAAAUAGGUCAAAACAUAGCAAAGCGCGCCAAAAAAUCUAGGUCUUCCGUUCAGGUCCGCACAGAGCCUACAAAACAUUAGAGCACACUGUAGAAAGUCACUUCAGGCUGUUCAGUCCUACUGUCUUUGUCAAUGGCUGGUCUGCUAUCAACAAUUGGGAAGCACACAGCUUCAGAAGACUCCGCUUUCGAGUACCUUGUAGAACAGGGUCUGUUAGCCAAAGAACGCCGUUGCUCCAAAUGCUAUCCAGCACCCAAUUUGAGCCUGAUAAGAAGAUCGGACAUCGCUGAUGGAUGGACCUGGCGCUGUUCUCUCAGAGGAUGCCGAACAAAAGUCAGUAUUAGAAAGGACAGUUUCUUCAGUCAGUCAAAGCUCAGGCUGACUACGUGGAUAAAGCUUAUGUAUCUGUGGGCAUCUGACAUUCCUGUGACCAAAGUGAGAUGCCAUCUAGAUGAUGGGGAAUGCAGCACCACCACAGCAGUAGAUGCAUACUAUCUGAUUAGAGAUAUAUACACUGGAAAACUGCUAGCAUCACCAGUUCUUCUUGGUGGUCCUGGAAUAGUUGUUCAAAUUGAUGAAAGUCUAAUGAGACACAACCACAAGUACAACAGAGGAAGAGGUCCUCUUGACCACAUCUGGGUCUUUGGGAUGCUAGACACAUCGUUGUCCCCUGGAGUGGGGUACAUGGAAGUCGUCGACAAGCGCGACGCUGCAAUGUUACUGCCGAUUAUACAACAGCACACACGACCGGGAACAAUCAUACAUUCAGAUCAGUGGGCUGCGUAUCGAGACCCUGCGGCUAGACUUCCUACAGUUGCUUGUCACAGAACAGUCAAUCACAGCAGGCAUUUCGUUGAUCCGCAGACGGGGGCUCACACACAGGCAGUAGAGAGCUACUGGAAUUCGGUGAAAUCCAAGCUGAAGAGCAUGAGAGGCACAACAGACGGUAUGCUGCCUGGCCACCUCGAUGAAUACAUGUGGCGGGAAAGAUGGGGCAGCGGAGCGAACGGUUGGAUGAACGCGCAAACCGCAUACAACAGCCUUGUCAGACAUAUUUGUACAAUGCGCAUGCGCCGUAAAAUAUUUUAUGUUGCAGUUUAUGUUUGAGAGUAGUUAGUCUGCUAAAAGUAGCAACCUGUUACCAGUUGAUAUAGUUGAAAAC